GAUCGUUGUUUAGUUUUUUGGAAAAUUAUUGAUUUAACAGAAUGCGUUGGCCAUAUUUGAUUUGGAUAUUUUUAUGUCCGGUAAAUGCGAUUACAUUCUUUCAGUCGAAUUGUUCGGGCAUCAGUUCAAAUCCAUCAGCAAACAUAUUGUUAAUUGGAAUGCGACGCAAUCAUUUGACUAUUAUUGAUCGUCGAUUUUUUGUAUUUGAAAUUGAAAGAUCUUUAUUCACUAAUAAUGGUUUUCGUAUUCCAUUCGGUUAUAUGUAUCUUAAAAUGCCUUUUGAAAAACGAUGGCCAGAGGCAUUUAGUAAUUCAAGCGACAAAAAACGUUUCGAAAAACUUCAACCUUAUGUUCGUUUUGGUUUUAUUUGGUCGGAAUAUAAUUUAACAUUUGCAUAUGAGAAUGAAAACAAAAUUAGUUUCUUUAGCUAUGAUUUGAAUUAUGAUCGUUGGUAUUGGAAUGUAACAGUAGUGAAACCAUUGACCAAAAUGAGUAAGGAAAUAGUGUUCAUAUCCAAUCUUUCACCGAAUCGAGAUAAAUUAGGAUUGAUACGUUUUAGAAAAAAGGAUGGCCAAAUUCUAAUGACCAGGUAUGGUCAUUUGGAACAAUCGUAUUUUUUGUGUUCCGUCGAUCUGAUAGACGAUGGUCGUCGUAUUGAAAAUGUGACACUUGGUAAUAAUCCAUGUGCAGUCGAAAAAAGGACACCAAUUGCUUUAGAUGGAGAACCGAUAAUAAAAGCAUUUGAAACUCAAACUUAUUUUUUCUUCCUUACAAAGAAAUAUAUUUAUCAUGUAUCAUCAAUAAUAAUGCGAAAUACAUCUUUAGAAUUGGGCCUAUCAUUUCAAAUGAAACGAGAAAAAAUCGAAGAAAUUUUCUUAUGUGAAGCCUCAAUUGUACAAUGGACAAUGGAUAAUUCCUUAAUAGUUGUCAUGAUCGCCAUAUUGAUUUUUGCAGGUAUUGCCGCCAUUAUCUAUGAUAAUUACUUGUCCAGUAUACAUGAACAAAGUAUCCGUCGCUCAGUGAUCAUAAAAUAAAUAAAAAUGAUCUUUGUCAA
Dermatophagoides pteronyssinus (European house dust mite) is the source of this 1054-nucleotide messenger RNA. RefSeq lists its product as uncharacterized. The record is from RefSeq and is a predicted model, not a curated record. NCBI's taxonomy places the organism in Eukaryota, Metazoa, Arthropoda, Arachnida, Sarcoptiformes, Pyroglyphidae.